AUGAGGUCUUUGAAUUUUCUAUUCACCUUUCCCCUUGCUCUGGGUUCCAUGAUUCAUCCUCGCCAGGAUGACCGUGGUAGUUAUACCGUCUCUGGUCUGGGAUCACGAAAGCAAGCUGUCCUGGAUGCUGGUGGAAACACCAUGGAUCUGGCUAUUGCUAUGCUGGAGACCGAUAACAUGACCACCGAUUACACUUACGGCGAUGGCAAAACCGGUGAUUCCACGAACUUUGGAAUUUUCAAGCAGAAUUGGAUGAUGCUACGCACCUCUGCUUCUGAGUUCACCGGCCAGGGAGUGGCAGACGUGGAUAAUGGGGCGAUCCUCAAUACCGAAUUGGACAAGGAUAUUCUGGCCCGUCAUGAAAGCGAGGAUCAUUACGGUUUCAAUGUUUGGGUUGCUGGCCAUAGAAAUGGACAAAGUGGGCUGGAUGACCCGAACACUGAUGAUAUCGCGACCUACAAGACUGCCAUUCAAUGGAUCCAGGAGCAGAUUGAAAGCAAGGAGAGUUAUUCAACCGACGAUACACGUUUUUGGGUAGAUGUCACGGCCAUCUAA
Messenger RNA from Aspergillus affinis, 555 nucleotides. Its product is annotated as glycoside hydrolase family 134 protein. The coding region runs from base 1 to 555 and encodes 184 amino acids. The transcript is spliced from 5 exons. The record is from RefSeq and is a predicted model, not a curated record. NCBI's taxonomy places the organism in Eukaryota, Fungi, Ascomycota, Eurotiomycetes, Eurotiales, Aspergillaceae.